CGAUCCACUGUUUUUUACAGCCUCACCGCAUCCAAGUUAGGCGGAAUGGCGUUCAGUUUUGGUGAGCGACCAUGCCAAGAUCUGGCAAUACUAUAACUGGGGAUAGUAUCUUUGGGAAGGCAGCCACAUAAGCGGGUUAUAUACGACAUAGUUAUUCAUAUGAUGCAUAUAUAACAUAAAUAUACUUCAUUUACAACAGAUCUGGGGAGCGACGCACACACUUUCCCGCCAGCACGAGACAUCGCAUCAGAUGUCCGCCUCAACGCGCCUCAUCAGCCAUGGAUACAAAGUCGAGCCGCACACGCAAGAUCGCCCAGAAGCCCGCCCAAAAGGCCACCAACAAAGGCGAUGCGAAGCCCGCACAUAAGGCCGCCAACAAAGACGAUGCGAAGUCCGCUCAUAAGGCCGCCAACACAGAGGAGCCUAAGCCCGCGCCCUCUCCAGAGCCUCCCCAGACUCUACUCGUCGACAAGGAGGAAGUCAACCUCAUCGAUAUCCGCGCCACAGGCGAUAUCCUCCUCGACAUAACCUUCACCAACAGCCACUCAACCCGUACAAUCCUCGCGCUCAACUCCGCCCUCCCUCCGCGACUGUCGCCCUUCUCCAAACCCGGCCUGCCAUCUGACCGCACGCUCUUCCGCGUUCGUCUCGAUACCCUCACCAAGACCUCUGCGUACUUCUCGCGCCUCCUCACCGACGCACGAUUUCAAGAAGCUACGAAGAUAGCGAGUAGCUUUGCCGCUCUCAAAGCUCGCGGCGUUGUACCCACUGAGGCACAGCCCGCCGACCUGCCCCGCGUCGCUAUCACAGAUGAUGAUGACGCGACACAUGUUGGCGGGCGCGCUCCUAUACUCGCAGACCUCCUGCAUAUCCUCCACAGCGGCGACGCGACGUCCAAGCUCUCUAUACCAUACCUAGCGAUCCUUGCAGUGAUGGCAGAUCGCUUCGACUGCGCAGCUACGGUGGGAAGGUAUGUUCGAGGCGCGAAGAGGGUACCGUGGCCUCAGACAUACGGGACGGUGAGUUUUGCAAGCGAGGAGCUGUUGAGGCAGAAGAUGUUGGUGGCGUGGUUGUUGGAGGAUAGGGUGAAGUUUGCGGCGGCGACGAAGGAGUGUGUGUUUAGGGGCAGUGCGAGGUGGGGAGGGGGAGGAGGGAUGCAGAGUGGGCAGGUGGGGGUGUGGUGGGAUUUGCCUGAUGGGAUUGAAGCCGAGCUCCAUUAUCGUCGAACUUGCAUCCUUCAUACCAUCGCGUCUCUUCAGUCCCACUUUAUACGUCUCUAUUCGUCUCGCGACCGGCAAUGCAAGAUGUUCUAUGACUCUUCUGCCGCCUGCGACUCCUUCCAGCUCGGUGAGAUGGUCAAGUUCUUCGUUAACAAGGGUAUCUUUGCCUUUACCUCCCCCCUGCUAGUCAACGAGGAGGAUUACCCCGAGCCCUACGAUGGAGACAUUGAGAACCUCAUCACAGCCCUACGACAGUGCCCCUCCUACCAGUACGACAAAAAUCACGCGCACUGCGGGUUACGUACAAGGCUCAUUCCCGCACUGGAUUUCAUCCAGGCGAUGCUAGCAUCGGGAGUCGGCAUCGACCGCGGAAACUGGAAAGCAGAGCGGCCGAGUACGUCGUGGGAGAGCGUGGAAGGGGUAGAACCCUUCCGGUUGACAAAGAGCGUGGCGACGGAUUCGAGACUCAAACUCGAGGGCUUUCUAACGUCGAGCGCUUUGUCGAAGAGGUUCUUUGGGGCGGGCAGCUGGGACUGGACCCCGGAGGAAUGAGGGGUAGCGCCGCUUUGAGAGUCAUUUACGGGUAAGCGCGGCGUUGUUUUGAAUACAUAGAUGGAAA
Messenger RNA from Pseudogymnoascus verrucosus, 1839 nucleotides. RefSeq lists its product as uncharacterized. NCBI's taxonomy places the organism in Eukaryota, Fungi, Ascomycota, Leotiomycetes, Thelebolales, Thelebolaceae. Bases 279 to 1772 code for a protein of 497 amino acids. The record is from RefSeq and is a predicted model, not a curated record. The transcript has 2 exons.